GCGCUGCGCAGGGGCCGGGCCCGCCGCAUGCCGGGGCCGCGGGCGCUGCUGGGGCUGGGGCUGCUGGUGGCGGCGGCGGCGCGGGCGGGCGGGCGCUGCCCGGGCCGGGGCUGGGGCUGGGACCGGAGCUGGGACCGGGCCUGGUGCCGCCCCCGCCGCGCCAUGCACGGGCCCAGCGCGGGGCCGCAGGGGCUCCGCUUCCUCGGGCAGGACGAGGCCCAGGCCAUUGACCAGGAGCUCUUCACCGAGUACAAGUUCAGCGUGGACCAGCUGAUGGAGCUGGCGGGGCUGAGCUGCGCCACCGCCAUCGCCAAGGCCUACCCGCCCAGCUCCUUCACCACGAGCCGGCCCAGCGUGCUGGUCGUGUGCGGGCCGGGGAACAACGGCGGUGACGGCUUGGUCUGCGCCCGGCACCUCAAAAUGUUUGGCUACGAGCCAACCGUGCAUUACCCCAAGCGCCCCAGCAAGCCCCUGUUUGAAGGUUUGACCACCCAGUGCCAGAAGAUGGACAUCCCCUUCCUGCCUGAGUUCCCGGCUGAGGCUGCGCUCAUCGAUGAGCUCUACGGCUUGGUGGUGGAUGCGAUUUUCGGGUUCAGCUUCAAGGGCGCGGUGCGGGAGCCCUUUGGCAGCAUCCUCAGCACCCUGGAGCGCAUCACGGUGCCCAUCGCCAGCAUCGACAUCCCCUCGGGCUGGGACGUGGAGAAGGGGAAGGCGGACGGGCUCCAGCCUGACAUGCUCAUCUCGCUGACGGCACCCAAGAAGGCAGCGAUGCAUUUUGCUGGCCGCUACCACUUCCUCGGGGGCAGGUUCGUGCCCCCCGCGCUCCAGAAGAAAUACGCUCUGAAUCUGCCACCGUACCCCGAGACGGACUGUGUCCUGCAGCUCAGCAAGGCCUGAGGACGGGCAGCCCAGGGUGGGGGGCUCGGGGUGCCAGACUGGGCUGCAGCGCAGCAAAUCGCAGCCUAAUUCUGCCAAAGCCACCGCUCUCUGCGAGGAGGAUGCUCAGCACCUCUUUGGGUUUCAGUCCUACCCAGCUCUGGCAGAAGGGUCGAAGUUUGGUGGCCAAAUGCCCCCCCUGAGCUCUGGACUGAAGGGGCAGUUGCCAGGCAGGCUGGACUUGCUCCCUAAUCUGAGUGCUUUGGGGUGCAGACGCAGUCCAGGGUCUGCUACGUAGCUCACGUCACGAUAGUUUUGCUGCAAUAAAGAUUUAUUGAUGCCCUUGAAAAAAA
Molecule: messenger RNA, 1229 nt
Organism: Columba livia (rock pigeon)
Lineage: Eukaryota; Metazoa; Chordata; Aves; Columbiformes; Columbidae
Gene: NAXE
Product: NAD(P)HX epimerase
Exons: 6
Coding region: 28-897 (289 amino acids)
Cellular component (GO): mitochondrion
Molecular function (GO): NAD(P)HX epimerase activity
Source: RefSeq, a predicted model, not a curated record